Grus americana (Whooping crane) is the source of this 4341-nucleotide messenger RNA. RefSeq names its product solute carrier family 30 member 7 (gene SLC30A7). The coding region runs from base 2417 to 3349 and encodes 310 amino acids. Gene Ontology annotation, cellular component: Golgi apparatus; membrane. Gene Ontology annotation, biological process: intracellular zinc ion homeostasis; zinc ion transport; transmembrane transport. Lineage: Eukaryota; Metazoa; Chordata; Aves; Gruiformes; Gruidae. The transcript has 10 exons. The record is from RefSeq and is a predicted model, not a curated record. Gene Ontology annotation, molecular function: zinc ion transmembrane transporter activity.
ACCUCUGUAUGUGUCCAUAAAUUAUAUAGGUAAAUAUAUAUAAAGCAAGAUAUGUUCUCUCCUCUCCUUCAAACCCACUUCUUCCACAGUUGAAUGUUUCAUCUGAAACACUUCUGAUUAGUCUAGAAUUUAUUUCAGUCAGGCUGAAAUGGUUUGUUUUUUAAUGUGAAGUAGUUCAAACUUUGGCUAAUGAAACUUUGUAUUUGACUUCAGCGCGAAAACGUGGCUGUCCUCUAGAACUUGUCACUACCAGUAACUACUAUUUGUUCUUCAGUUUCCAAGAGCUGAGUUCUGUAAGUAACCGCUCUUAGACAGCCAAAGGAUUGGGAAAAUGGUACUUUUGGGACAAUUGUAAUAACAAAUGCUUAUCAGUACCUCUGUAUCAAAAGUUUUCAAAUAUGAAGCAAUUUUUGUGUUUCAAUGCACACACUUCCUUGCAGAUUUACAGUACCUGUUCAUGAUUAGUAAUUUAGUAAAAUUUAGCAACUGUUGUGUAUGAUGUUAAAUCAAACUUACAUACAGCCUACAAACUGAUAUGAGUUCUACUGACUGGGUGACUCAUGAACUAAGUUAAGUUGCCUUGAAUUUUGUAGGGUAAAACAGCAUGCUAAACUCUUUCUGUGUCUGUCAAUCAAGAUUGUAGUUGUGCAUUGGUAAUUGAAAUAAACCAUUUAAGAAGUGGUCUUAGCCUCUGCUUCAUCAGCUUCUGGAUGAAAGGGGAGUGUGUGUCUUCCAGUCAAUGCCUUGCAGCUGGUAAGGCAAAGAUUUAAGGCCAGAUAAGGUUUACAAGCAGUGGCUCAUCAUUGUUCUAAUACCACUCUAUCAUUUUGAACUGGAAUUAGCUUGGAUCCAUUCAGCUGAAAGAACAGAUGGAGCAGGUAUUUGUUUGCUUUUCUUUCUGUGUGGACACAUUCCAGUCAAACUAGAAGAGUAAUGGUGAUCGCUGCCAAAAGGAGCAAAUGAUUGCUGUCUGUACACUUAGCCAACUGAAGAAGCAGCCAUCCAUAGCAACUUAGUGCUCUUGUCUGCAUUUUUAUUUUUUAAAGUCGUUGAUAGAGCUCUGUGCUCUCAGGAGUGCUGUUGUUGCUUCCUUUAAUUUAGCGUAGCUUCGCCACAGUAAGUUAACCUUGGAUGUGUGUGAUCCCAGUAGAGAUUGGGAUGCUGGAAACCUUGCUUUUUGCUGUGAAGUAAAGUAGUUACUUAUCCCUCUCUCAUAUAGUCUGUUAUAGUGGGAAUAACUAGAUGCAUCUUGGAUAAAUUCUAUAUGUGUUUAUGAUUCAGGCUAAAACUGCUGGCUGAAGAUUUGUGAUUGGAAAUUUGGAGACUGAGCAGCGAUAAAUUAAAAAGUAUGUAGGUCUGGUGCUUUGGCAAUGCCAUCAAGGGCUGGCUUCUCUGCUCAGGUAAAAUGUAAAAACAACUGUAAACAUAAAAGAUGGCUAUUUAGGAAAGGUAUAUAGUAGUCAAAAGUAUUAAAAAGUGUAUUGCUGUCGUGCUUUUAUUUCAGGCAAAAGAGAAUAUGAUCCUAGAAUUCCCUGUGUACUGCAACUCCAUUUUUUUCAGCCUGCCUUACUCAUAGAAAGUGUCAAGUUGCUGCAGCGUGAAUGAACAUCAAAGACAAUUCUUAUCUGAUGAUGCAUUAGUUCUGAAAUAAGAUGCUUGAGAGGAAAACUGCUAUGCUGAAGUAGACUUUACAGAAUGUUUGACAUAAUGAACUAAAAUCAUAAGUGGAAGACUUCUGAAUUUACAGGCCUAAAAUAAUUUCACAAGCAUAUGUUUGUCAAAAUUUUAUGAAACUUUAUUUUGAUUGAUUCAUUGGGGUCUUUUUACCGCAGAUACUAAAGAAUUUUUGACCAAUUUUCCCUGUGUGUGCAAAGUCUUCCAAAGUAUCAAGUUUGGAAAUGGAUUUGAGAAUAUUGCUUCUGUUAAUGCUUAGCGCCAUCACUAUGGUGGUAUUGGUAGUCUUCAGAAGAAGAGUUUAAGUAUUGCUGUAUCAGUUAACCUAUUUAUAUACUGCACAUGAUACUCAAAAGCAGUAUCUUUAAAUCUAAUUUUUAACUAGAUGUGAAAUACUACUUCUACAAACUCAUGUGGUGUCAGUAUUUAAAUGCAACUUGUGUGUAUGUGCUAUUCUAGCCGAAUUAUGUUGGUGAGAAAUAACAGCUAUGGGUAUAUCUUCUCCAGGGGCUUUGGUUUGUGUGUGGCAGGGGAAACUAUCCCCUGCUACCACCAAAAUCAUAUGCUAGGAGGAUUUUUUGCCACAAGCUCUUCCAAAGUGCCUUCCCUAAGCUGAUAAAAGCAGUUUUGUCAUUGUCUUUGCAUUGAUGGUCUAGUGUGGAUCUCUCCUAGCAAAACCAUGCCUGAAGCUUAGACACACAGUGUAUUCUGCUGUUUAGGUCUAAUAUCAGAUUCUUUUCAUAUGUUUUUUGACUGUACUGCUCUGCUGGCUGGAUUAGCAGCUUCAGUUAUUUCAAAGUGGAGGUCAAAUGAUGCUUUCUCAUAUGGGUAUGUUCGAGCAGAAGUACUUGCUGGUUUUGUAAAUGGUUUAUUCCUCAUCUUUACAGCAUUCUUCAUUUUUUCUGAAGGUGUUGAGAGAGCACUUGAACCUCCUGAUGUGCAUCAUGAGAGACUUCUUCCUGUUUCUAUACUAGGAUUCAUUGUAAAUCUUAUAGGAAUAUUUGUUUUUCAACAUGGAGGUCACGGGCAUUCACAUGGCUCCGGGCAUGAACACAGCCAUUCUCUAUUUAAUGGUGGUCUCAGCCAUGGACACAGUCAUGGAGGUCAUGGUCACAGCCAUGAACAUAAACAAGUCCAUGGACACACUCAUGAUCAUGGCCAUAGCCAUGGACACUCUCACGGUCAGGAUUAUUGUCGUGGUGACCAUUCUCUUGAAGGGAUGGCUGGAUCCAGUAAACAGAUUUUACAAGGUGUAUUUCUACACAUAGUUGCAGACACACUCGGAAGUAUUGGUGUAAUCAUAUCUGCUAUAUUGAUGCAGAACUAUGGUCUAAUGAUAGCAGAUCCUAUUUGUUCAAUGCUGAUAGCACUACUUAUAGGUGUAAGUAUUGUUCCACUUUUAAAAGAAUCCAUUGGAAUUUUGAUGCAGCGAACUCCUCCUUCCCUGGAAAAUGCCCUGCCUCAGUGCUACCAGAGGGUGCAGCAGUUGCAAGGAGUUUACAGUUUACAUGAUCCGCACUUCUGGACCCUCUGUACUGAUGUUUACAUAGGAACUUUGAAACUAUUAGUAGCUCCUGAUGCUGAUGGAAGGUGGAUUCUAAGCCAGACUCACAAUAUUUUUACUCAGGCAGGAGUAAGACAGCUUUACAUACAGAUUGAUGUCGCAGCCAUGUAGUGAAUUUCUGAAAUUGUGCUGUUGGACCAAAGUUUUCUGUACUGUAAUGGUAUAACAACAUACUUCUCAAGACAGAGCCUGCCUCCGCCACUGUUCUGGAAUUGACUGAGUAGAUUUCUGCCCUUGAGCUACAGAUGGAGUUCACUUCUAAGGAGUAAAUAUUGAAUGAAUGUUACGGACUUCGGGUCUUGUCUUUUGUGGCCCCUACGCUUGCAAGUUUGUGAGGGUUUUUUACUUAAUAAGAUUGUGGUACUGGAAACCCUGUCACGUCUUCAGUAAAGCUGCUGAAACCACUGCUCAUUCCCAUAAAACCAGUGUUAUCAACAAUUGGAAACUUGUUUUGUAGAUAAUGUCACAAUGGCUGACAUGCUUCAAUAGAAUUCUAUGUUUGUACAAUUGUUUGUACUUUGCAAACUUAAUGAACCAAACCAUAUUGGGUUUUCAAAGUGCCUUUUAUAUCAGGAGAGGUUUUUGCCAGCAUACAUACGGAGCAUCAAAGGGGGUUAUUACUUUUACAAAUAUCUUGUAUGCAGUCUGAUUAUUUACUAGUGAUGUAUGUGGGGGGCUUGUAUACUUGCUUAACUGUAGAUGUUGGACUUCCCUUGUACUUGCAUCUUACCAAACGGACAGGAAAAUUCUAAAGUUAAAAGGCAAAGCUGUUGGGAAGAGACUUGAUUCCAAAACAGGCUGGAUAUUUUGUUGCACGUAUCUUGUGGAAAUGAUUUUAGUCAAAAUAUUAGAUUUAACUCCAAUUCUUAGUGUCUUCACACUGUUGAGAGUAAUGAGACAUUACAUGAUGCUACCCAUGUUCAUAGUCACUGAGCCAACGGGCAGCUGAGAGAAGAUGCUGGUGAUGGAAGCAAUGGUUGAAGCUUUUUAUCUUCCAAAUUAUGUGGUGGGACAAAUUAAAUCCCUAAAUUGUUUGUGAAAGCUUAAAUCUUCUUGAUCUUAAUACGUUGUAAUAAUUUUUAUUAAAGUGAUUGGUGAGAUAA